Messenger RNA from Mizuhopecten yessoensis (Yesso scallop), 4008 nucleotides. RefSeq lists its product as uncharacterized. The record is from RefSeq and is a predicted model, not a curated record. Bases 382 to 1443 code for a protein of 353 amino acids. The transcript is spliced from 4 exons. NCBI's taxonomy places the organism in Eukaryota, Metazoa, Mollusca, Bivalvia, Pectinida, Pectinidae. Gene Ontology annotation, molecular function: protein binding.
AACGAUUUCUAACUUGAACGGCGACUGAUAAUGGCUUUCUGUUUUCAAGGAAUGUUUUAGUUUCGCUUUUGCGUUUUCAGAAAUUCUCUUGAUAUAAACGUCUAGAAUACAUCACAAGUAUAUCCGUCUGCAUAUCUACAUAGUCCUCAACAAUUUCAUACCUGGUACUUAACACUGUAUUUGUGUUAAUAAGCAUUUAGUGAACAGGUAAAUAACAACACGUUAUACUCUUACCGUGUCGGACACUGGACGUUUUGCACACGUCACGUUACAUAGUUUAGUCCUGUGAUUCUAAAUCGUGAGUCACCAACGGAAACAGAGCGCUCACAGAGCCGAGUUUACGGAGACAUUAAAACCAUAACACGUUGAAAACGUAGUAACAUGCUGUGCCGAAAUUGUUCCACUGAAAAAUUGUCAACGGAGUUUCCACCCUGUGAUGUAACAGACAACUGUGAUCACCCAAAUUUAAUAUGUAUGCAGUGUGUGGUCGAAUACGUCAAAAAGGAGAAGAGCUGUCCUUUUACCGGGUGCCAAGAAUCAGUGGAUCCAGACGGCCACACCAUGAAACUGCUGGAAGCCAAUCUGGACGCAAUGUUCACUGUGUACGAAAGUUCAUACACACCGUCAGUAGUGACCCAGGGGUCAGAACUUAUCCACGUGACUGUCCUCACAGGAGAAUCUGUCUCGGUACCCUACUACUCCACCAUGACAGUCCUUCAGCUGAAGGAAAACAUUAAACUUAGAUUGAAACACGACGUCAACAAGCAGAAACUCAUUUACAACAACACCGAAUUAUCAGACAGAACGAACAGUGGAAGCAUUGCCACCCUCUCAGACUUCGAUGUACCACCUAAUGCCACUGUCUAUCUCAUGGUUCUACUCUAUUCGAUUCCUGAGGCCUUCGAUCACGUGGUCUUUGAUCUGCACUGGGGAUACCCUGUGACAGGUGCAGAUUUUCUGGACGCGUCUUGCUUGGUAUACCAGGGAACAGCACUCAAGUCAGUAUGCGACUAUCGUGGAUAUCGGAAGAGCGGGUCUCAACAAAGUAUCAAACCUUUCCCUUUGUCAGGGUUAAAGCACUCUGGUGAUAUUAUGAAUAAAAUUAAAAGGAUUGGCCAUCACACCAUCAAUGUUCAUCUGAAAAACAUACCGACUGAGGUCACCAAAAUGUUUUUCACAUUGAGUGCAUGGAAUUCUCCCAACAUUGCCAGAUACCCAAAUCCGAGUUUGAAAUUCUAUCAGGCUAAUAAUCCUACUGUUGAUCUUUGCAAAACAACCUUUCAACAUGCAAGGACUUCGCAGGCUGUUAUCAUGUGUUCGUUGUCACGAAAUACUGAUGGAACAUGGCAAAUCUACGAGUCUGGUAAAUUGUCUUCUGGCAAUGCCAAGAAUUAUGGUCCACUGAGCUCGACCAUUGUCGGCCUGAUCAGAAGUGGAUAUUGACGUUUGUGAUAUUAGAGUGACGUAUAAUAAAACAGAACCAAUACUUUGUAACUUUUUUUAUCGACAUUACUAGAUGACAGAAUGAGUGUAUACUUAAUGUAACUUGUAAUAUUAUAAAAUCAGAAUAAACUGGUAAGUGAGCUAACCAUCACUGUUGUAUUAAUACUUCUCUAUAUUCAGGCUGAGUGAACAUUGCGAUUAGUAAUUUAAAACAAGUAUUGUUCAAGUUUGUUUAUGUUUGUGUGUAAUACAUACUUAUUGAGUUCUGAACUGCUAAGGCUGAUUAAUUUAGUGGACUGUUGCAGAAAGGCAAUAUAAUCAGAGCUCUAUAGAAGAUAGGCAUAGAGGUAUCAAUAUGCACGUAUAUCUAUAAAUAAACCAGGAGGAGACAAAUUGAUAUAAGUACUUAUGUUCUUGUUUUCGAAACCUCUUUGUUGAUUUUUGUAUUAUUUUGUCACGUCCAUAUAUUGAAUAAAAUACUGUUUAAACUAAACCAGAUUUAAAAGUGUAUAUCAAUGGAAAGGUCUAUAUCUUAUUCAUGUUUCAAAUCUUCAUUUUUGUUAAAUUGUAUCCUUGAAUAAAGUGUAUUUGUUAAAAGUGUUCCCUACUGCCAUCUUGAGAAUUUAUUCAAUAUUCAAGGCAUACAUGUAUCAAAAAUACGGCUUAGAUUAUAAUAACGGGAAAUUACUGACAAUGUGGUAACAUUAAUAUUGAAAUGUUCGCGCUAUGUCAUUGUAAACAAUUCAUUGGUACUGCAUACAAUUUCGGUUUGUUUAACAGCUGUGACAUUUCCGACAAAUGUGAAGUACUGCUUAUACAAAACGACAUCAUUUUAAGUCAACAAAUUUCAAAACUGACCGAAAAAUACAUAUUUUGUAUUUGCAAAAAUGUGGUUCCCUGAUUGGAAAGUGCUCAAAAAUGGGACACAUAUGGAAAACAAGUACAUGAAGGAUCGUUGUUCCUGCUUCAUUAGAAAUGGUCAACUGGAUAACACGUCAGACUUUUGUGAAGGAAUUACAGAAAUAAAUAUGGAAUGUUUCUUUGUGUUUCAAUGUUUAAAACUUCUGCUAUGUCAGUCACCAAUAAGGAUCUCGUACGUAUAAACAAGCCAGUACAUUAGUACAUCUAUCAUAAAUGUAAGGUAACAUUUUGAAUCUUACACGUUAGAACCUAUAUAUAACACAAACAAUGACCAUUAUAUAUACACCAAGUACAAUACAGGUAAGUAAUGCAUAUGUUUAAGUUUUGUUUCCUGGAAAUAUUUCGGUUAGAAAUAAUAUUUGAGGUAUGCUGUUCCCUGAACGCAUAUCGGUACACUAGGUAUAUCUCGUAUGUGGUGGCAUAGGCGAAUAGGCGAGCGACAAUAGAUAUGCUUAUCCUCCAUUAUCUCUACAGAAAUGCUAUAACUAGCUAUGCCCAACUAUUUUUUUUUAAACAGAAAGUAAUUUAUUUCUUGUCAUUUUCUUAGAGACUACCAUAACCUGAUUACAAAACAGCAAUCAGAACCAUGUUAUCUUCAAAAUUGGAUUUUUAAGAAUUUUUUGAAAUUGUGAGAUUUCACAAUUGUUUUUUAGCAUUUUCCUGAAAACGAUCAAAAAAGCGUACAAGGUCAAUAACAUGGUAUUUAUGGGAGAAUUUGUUUUCUCUUUUUUUUUACCACAAUUUCAGAACCAAUCUAUUCUAUUGUAAAAUGAAAGAUGUUCAUGCUAAAUAUCACCCCUCACUCCGGAGAUGAUGCUAAAAUGUUACUUCACAAAGAGUUACCUCCCCUUACAAAACACAAUGAAUGACAUUAAUAAUCUCACAAUCUUCCAUGACUGUAAGAGGUGUGCAGUAUCCUGCUCUGCUUCUCAACAAGGACACAUUGGAGAUGAAACAACAUUCAUGACGUUGUAUAGAUGUUGAUUGAGUCUGUUGUGUCCUGUCGGAAGAUGGUAGUUUGGUCAGAUCUUGUUGGUGGUAACUGUAUUGUUGCUGAUGGGUGUUGAACAGAGAUUUGAUGAUAGUCUUCAUCUCUGUGUAGCAGACUGGGUUUUCUUCCUGUUAUUGUUCAGCACCAUUCUUUGCUAAUUUAUCGGCUUGUUCAUUACCCCAAACUCCACAGUGAGAAGGAAUCCACUGUAGAACUGUUGUCAGACUUUUGAUGGUGUAUAAAGCUUGUUCAAAUUGAGGUUAAGCUUGUCGUUUGUCAAAUCAAUUGUAGCACAGAGAGGGUAUCAGUCAGGAAUACUACUUGAGUUGUGUUAUCAAUUUUGUUUUUGAUGGAGUGUGCAGCAUGAAUAAGGUCUUCUUCUUCAACUUAGUAGUUUGAACAAUGUAGGCCUGUUGGUAUUGCUUCUGAUUGUUGAUCUCUGUUGGGGUACUUAAUACAUGUAUAUACCAGCCCCUCCUUUAAUUGUGGCAUUUGCUUACCCAAGAGUCUGAAGGGUACUUGUCUUCAAGCAUACUCACUGUAAUUACACAUGAUCUGAUAUGUUUUAGUCAGAUAAAUCAUUAAAAUAAUAUUUAAAAACAAAAAUUUGUAUUUGUACAUGGUGUAUGAUCUGACAAGUUUUACUUAUAUAA